Arxiozyma heterogenica is the source of this 5031-nucleotide messenger RNA. RefSeq names its product Tho2p (gene THO2). The transcript has a single exon. The coding region runs from base 1 to 5031 and encodes 1676 amino acids. Gene Ontology annotation, molecular function: mRNA binding. Gene Ontology annotation, cellular component: THO complex part of transcription export complex. The record is from RefSeq and is a predicted model, not a curated record. Gene Ontology annotation, biological process: mRNA processing; mRNA export from nucleus. NCBI's taxonomy places the organism in Eukaryota, Fungi, Ascomycota, Saccharomycetes, Saccharomycetales, Saccharomycetaceae.
AUGGAUGCUACAAUCUCCUUUAUGGAGAGAAUCAACAAAUUGGCCAUUAGAAGGAAAAACGAUACAUUUCAGUUUAAUAUUUUCCAGACUUGUACAAUAUUCAAUGAAGACUCCAUCAAAAACUGGCCUUUGAAAACAGAAAGCCUUUUCAACGACUUAAAACAAUUACAUGAUCCAAAUCAAAUCGAAAAGUGGUUUAGAACUUUAUUUAUAGAAAUUUUUCGUAUUAUUACACAUGAAAAUUGGAAAGACUUAUCUAUCAAUAUAAUUGACAUAUCUGAAUUAUUGAAUAAAUUAUUUACAGUUUGUGAUGAAAAAUUACUUAAAAUAAUCGGGAAAUCCUAUGUUGCAAUCUCUAGUGUGCUACCACAAUUCAACGAUAGUAACAAUACCAAUUAUUUGAUUUAUGAAACUAAUUUAAUUAAAUUAACUGAACUACUUAAACCAAUCCACAUGGAAAUUUUUAAGUUCAGUUGGUUAUCGGCAAAAUUAAGUGAGAGGAAACAAACAAUUCUACUAAGACAUCUUUUGAAAAAAUCUAAGUACGAAUUACAUAAAUUUAAUCUGUUACAUGAAAAUGCUACAGGAUUUUCUCAAUUAUCUUUACUUUUUAUCAAUUAUUAUGAGGAUUCAAGUAUCAUCGAUAAUCCAAAUCGUAUCGAUUAUUUUGUCAAUGAAAUGUACUACAUUAUAGGAAAAUAUUCCUUAGACUCCAUGAGAUCUCUAGAUAUUUUUCUUAUAAUAUCGUCUGAAUAUAUCUUAACAUCAUACAUGAAAUGCAUUAAUUUUUUGAAGCGUACUGACUUUAUAUAUAAAGAUAAUGAUAGCAACAGAAAUAACUUGAUCCUAUCUAAUGUUAUUCUUUUCAAUUUACAACAAAAUAAUGACAUUUCAACAAAUUAUCAAAACUUGGUCUCUAUUUUAAUCAAAUUCAAAUUGCUGGAUCCAAAUCAAAUAUGGGAAAACUUGUCACCAGAUGAUGCUACUUUAGACGAUUGGUUAAAUAAAUUAGAAGAUAUUCUUGAAAAGGAGUCAAUGAAGGGAGUUGAUAAUCCAUUAGCCAUGGCUGCUGCACUAACCAGUGGCGAUGACGAGGAUAAUGAGACUUUUGAUGAUAAGUCAAUAAAUGAUAAAAAGGAUUCCAACAAUAAAGACCCCGAGGAUGAAAGUGAAAUGAAUGAAACUAUUACAAAAAAUAAAGAUUCACAGUUGGAAGAAAUAGAGGAAUGGAAAAUGAGUAAAAAAAUCCACUUUUUGAAAAAUUUACUUAUACAUGGUUGUUUUAAUGAGGCCAUUUCAAUAAUUGUACAACAUCCCAAAUUAAUUUACUUAGAUCCCAAGAUUACAAAACUUUUAUCCCGUUGCAUUGAGUAUUCCAUUUAUCCAUUAUAUAAGAAAACACCAUACUGUUUUAAUAAAAACCAGGAUGCUCUACAACAAUGUUCGUUGAUUACAACAUUAGAUAAUGACUUAAUCAAUAGAAAACCUAGAUUAUUCAGCUCUACAAAAACUUUAGAUAUCGAUGACAACAUAGAAUUAAAUGUUCAGUACAUAUUUUAUUUUUCAGAAUGGGUUAAAGAUUUACCUGCAAUUGAUUCUAUUGAUCAACUUUUCAAAUCCUCUCAUGAAAUUCUAUCUGUGAUAGGUCCAUAUUUGGCACAUUGUCCAACAUUAAUUACAAAGCUUGUUAGAAUUGCCAUAAAUGAUAUUGGAAAAGAAGCUGAUAAUUCUGUCUCUUAUGAGAUUGUGGGUAAUACUAUUACUGUUGAAAAAUGGGUUGACUAUUCUAGAAAAUUCAUCUUCCCUUGCGUAUCACUCUUUGACAAAGAUACAUGUGUUGCUACAGAAGUUUAUAAUUUGAUGAAAUUAUUCCCUUUUGAAAAAAGAUAUUUUAUGUAUAAUGAAAUGUUAACGAAAUUAUCUCAAGAUUCUUUGCCUAUCAAAUUAGGCUUUAAUAAAGCAGAGAAAGAAGUAAAGUCUCUUUUAAAAGCAUUGAGUAUUGAUACUAUAACUAGGGAAUCCAGAAAUUUGUCAAAUCUGAUAUCUUCGAAUCCUUUAGCCACCUUAGUUCCUGUUGUAAAACAAAUUGAAAAUUAUGAUAAAGUGUCAGAAUUAGUUAUAUUUACAGCUAGAUUUUUCAAUGAAUUUUCUUUUGAUGUUUUACAAUAUGUCCUUUUACUUAGAUUGACAUUCCAAAGAUCUCCUAUACAGUCUAAUGGUGUUACCCAAGCUUUUUGGGUCCAAAGGUUGGCCGUCUUUAUUGCAAAUUUGGCUAAACAUUGUACAGAGAUGGAUCUUUCGAAUAUUAUUGUUUACAUUAUCAAAUCACUACAUAACAAAGAUGAUAAAACUAAUAUUAUUGCUGUAACUAUCUUGAAAGAAUUAAUCAGCACGGUUAGCGGUAUAAGGGAUCAGAAUGAAGUUCCAUUCAGAAAUUUACUUAUGUUGAAUUCUGGUGCACCUUUAAGACAAGAGGCAAGAAAAUUAAUUUAUGACUCAAGAGAUUCUAACAUUGAUGUAGCACAGAACUUAAUUUCAUUAUUUAUUAAACAAAACUCUAUCUCUGAAUUGAUAUUGCUAAUCUAUAAUUUGAAUUUACAAGCUAAUCAAAGUGAAGCACAUUAUAAGAUUUUAUCAUCUCGGUGUGAUGAAAUGACUAAUUUGUUGUGGUCCUUUAUUGAGCUAGUCAAAUUUUGUUGUAAGGAUGAUAGUUUUGUUGCUAAUGUUCUAUCUUUUCAAGAGUUAACAAAUAAAUUCCAUUUAGCUACCCCAUGGGUGUUUAACAUAUGGAGAGAUUAUUUUGAUCAAAAAGCGAAUGCUGAAGACGACAAUGAUAAAACAUUAACUAGUGGAGACAGAGAUAAAUCAGAUAUCAAUUUUGAUAUUGUGAUAGAGAAAGCAGCUUUUCACGAUAUUGAAUUUACACAUUUAUCUAGAGAUCUUUUCAUAACAUUUUGGAAGUUAUCAUUGUAUGAUAUCUACCUUGAUAAAUCACUUUAUGAUGAAUUAAAGAAUAAACUAGAAGAUUUGGAACGUAAAGAAGCAAAUUCUAGAAAGAAGCUUUUAAUUAAUAAUAAAAUUAAAAAAAUAUUGAUUGCAUUUAUUUCACAUCAACGGGUCUUCAAACAAACUUCAGGGUUAUUGAAAGAAAAAGUCAAUGAUUGGUUCGAAACCUUCACUACUGAAAAAAUCCAAUCAUUGUUACAAUAUGCUAUUAUUCCGAGAGUUUUAUUUUCUCCAUCUGAUGCUAUAUAUUCUGCAAUUUUUGUUUUACAAGUUUUUGAGAUUAAGGACAAAAUUAUGAUAUUUAAUGAACUUAUUCAAUCUCAUAUAUUGGAAGCGUUAUUAUUUAGUUGCACACAUGCAGAAGCUGGUAAUCUUGGAAUGUUUUUCUUUACUAUCCUUGAUUCUAUCGAAAAGGAAAGAAAAGAUAAUUCUCAUGGUAUUGCUUCUUAUAAUCGUCAAAUAUAUGAAUUACAAACUAGUAUAGUUAAACAAAUUGUUAAUUGUUUAAGUUCAAAAAAUUAUAUGUCAAUCAGAAAUGGGAUUGAGUUUAUGAAACAUUUGUCCUUAAUAUUCCCUGUAAUUGAUAAUCAUCUAACUUUGUUAAUUAUUCUUUUAGAAGAAAAUCUAUUAUCUGAAAAAAGAGAAGAUAUUAAAUUACCUACAAAUGCAUUGCUUGGACAUUUAAAAGCAAGAUUGAAAAACUCUGCUGUUAAGCUGGAAGAUUUCUGUGAGAUGACAGAAGAUGAAGUAAAAGAAAAGGAAGAGUACGAAUCUGAAUUAAAUGAAAUAGCACAGUAUGAGAUUGCACUUGCUAAUGAACAAAAGGAAAUUGAAAUAAGAAAGAAGUUAGAAAUGAACAAAUUGCAAAGACAAAAGGAACAAGAAGAGGAAGAAAAAAAGGAAAAGGAUAAAAUGCUUUUAGAUGAAAAAUUAAGUCGUUUGCCUAAAGCACCAAGUGGUACUAAACUACCUCUGCAGAAGGAAGACACUGGACCAAAGAAAUUAGAAUGGAAAAUGCAUAAAGUGGAAAGUUGUAUGGAAGAUGUUAUUGAAUCGCUUAAGAUAAACGAUGUAGAAAGUGCAUCUUUAUUUAUUCCCGAUAAAAAAGUGCAAAAAGAAUUAAAAAUAUUAUCCAAGGAUCAAAAUAAAUCAUUGAAAGAAUUCAGAGAAAGUGUUCACAAAAUUUUGAAAGAUUGGUUUACCUCGAUAGUUUAUUAUCCAAAUAACCCAGAUUUUAUCAAACAAUUAAAUUCAUUAAAAAAUGCUAUUACUUAUAUCUCAAAUCAAAAACUUUCUCUUAUGGAAGACAUGUAUGAUGAUAAUAUACCAGUAUCCCAAAGACCAAGUCGUUACAAUAACACCACUACUGUAACUAAAUCUAAGAAAAUUAUUGCUCUUCCAUCUCAGCCUGCUUCUUCCUUAUCUUCUGGAUCAAAAGUUGUCGAUACUUCGAGAGCAUCAUUAGAACAAUCAAGAUAUUCUGGUGAUAAAACUGCUAAUAAGGUUGAAACGAGUCCAGCACGAAACCUCCCAACAAAACCAACAGAAAAAAGAUAUAGAAAUGGUAAUGAUUCCAGAGGAUUUGAUAAUAUGAGCGAUGAUAAUUCUAAAACUGGACCUCCACAUGAUUUAAGAAAUACUGAAAGAUGGAUGCCACCAAAGGGACCUAAUAGAUCAAGAUUCGAUAACUCUAGUAGAAAUGAUAGACAUGUAUCCAUUAAAGAGGAUAAGUUUAUGAAAAAGGACACUAGAUUCAGUUUCAAAAGAUCUUUACCACCGAAAGAUUUCAAUAACGUACCAAGUAACAAAAGAUUAAACACUGUGGGACCUCAUUCAUUUGCAUCUAUUCAACCAUCAUCAGUAAGAAGGAUGAAUACUAAUAACAAUAAUAGUAAUACUAAUAAUAACAAUAACAGCAGUAACCGAUCUGAUGAUACUCAUAAUAAGCCGUUAAUUAAUAGAAAUGACAAUAAGACUACAUUCCCACAAGGACCUAAGAAUGCUGGUUCUCGUUAUCAAAGAUAA